AUGCCUGCGGCAAAGUGGUCUACUGCUGAGGAACUCGCAACUGAUGAAGACGCCUUCAUCAAGUUGAUGCACUGCCUUGCUGGCGUGUACUUCUGGGAGUUCUUCACAUCCUUGGACUUCGACUGGGCCUUCAUCUCUGGCAAGAAGAAGUUCCAAUGGCCUUUGAUCUUCUACAUGCUCGGUCGAUACUGCUUGUUCUUCGCCCUGAUUGGCAUCUUGAUCGCCCUUGACGCAAGAACGGAGGUCAACUGCCAGGCUCUGUACACCUUCGACCAGCUCGCGGGUGAUGCUGCAGUGGGCCUCGCCUCGAUCAACCUGUCGAUCCGGACGAUGGCGGUAUGGUCACAGAACCUCUGGAUUGUCAUUCCGCUCGUCCUCGUCAUUCUCGGGCAUUGGUCUCUCAUCCUCCAAGGUGUCCUGCUCACGGCCGAGUGGAUCCCCGGCCAAGGCUGCGCGAUCACGAAGACGAACAACACCACGCUCGCGGCGACGUUUAUCUACUCGAUGUGCUUCGACGCGCUCGUCAUGGUUCUGAGCGUCAUCAAGCUGUACGGGCGCAAGCAGCGCUCGCAGCUCGUCUCGAUCCUGUUCAAGGACGGCAUGAUCUACUUCCUCGUGGCGUUCAUUGCGAACGCGAUCGCGACGUCGUUCAUGGUGCUGAACCUGAACGCGAUCAUGGCGAUCAUCUUCAACGUGCCCGCAGCCAUCGCGUCUACCAUCGUCGCCUGCCGCGCUGUCCGCCGCCUCUCCAACUUUUCCAACAACGGCCCGGAGAUCUACACUGCGAGCAGCCACUCCGGCGUCGUCGGCUUCCGGAGUAUGACCAACCAAGUGCAGAGCUCUCACGGCGUCGCGACCAGGCCAAGGUCGGGGCACACGAAGGACAUCAGCGCGGGGGUGCACGUCCAGAUGCAGACGUUCACGGUAGAGGAGGCGCCGGAUAACCUGCGCCCGAAGGCUCUUGACCUCGAGAGUGCGGGCUCGGAGACGGACGUGGGCAGCCCCGUCGACUACGCAGACUACAAGUCGGAGGCGCUCUGA
Fomitopsis serialis is the source of this 1041-nucleotide messenger RNA. RefSeq lists its product as uncharacterized. The transcript has 9 exons. NCBI's taxonomy places the organism in Eukaryota, Fungi, Basidiomycota, Agaricomycetes, Polyporales, Fomitopsidaceae. The coding region runs from base 1 to 1041 and encodes 346 amino acids. The record is from RefSeq and is a predicted model, not a curated record.